AUGGUCGUGUGGCAGUUUGAUAUGGUUGGGGAUGGACCAACGCCUCGUCCUCUCAAGAGUUGUCUAGGAGUUCAGCCGCUGGAGUCCAUAAGUUCUGCCAAGAACUUCUCCAGUGAGGCUGCUGGGAAGGUGAAGUUCAUCCACGACCAGACCUCUCCAAACCCCAAGUACAGAGGAUUCUUCCACGGGGUUAGGGAGAUUGUGUGGGAACAAGGACUGAAGGGGACAUACCAGGACCUCAUGGCCACUGUGCUGAAGCAGGGCUCAAACCAGGCCAUCCGCUUUUCCCUUAUGACCUCCCUGCACAACUGGUACCGAGGGGACAACCCCAACAAGCCCAUGAACCCACUGAUCACUGGAGGCUUCGGAGCUAUUUCGGGUGCAGCCAGUGUCUUUGGAAACACUCCUCUGGACGUGAUUAAGACUCAGGUUCAGGGCCUGGAAGCGCACAAAUACCGCAACACGUGGGACUGUGGCUUGCAGAUCCUGAGGAAGGAGGGGCUCAAGGCAUUCUAUAAGGGCACUGUCCCCCGCCUGGGCCGGGUCUGCCUGGAUGUGGCCAUAGUGUUUAUCAUCUAUGAUGAGGUGGUGAAGCUGCUCAACAAAAUGUGGAAGACGGACUAAGCCUAGAGGGGCCACAAGGGGACCACCCCAGGCACCUCCGGAGUGCCCCACCACCCUUGUCUCAUAUGAAUCCAGUGCUGUAGUGCCAAAAGGCCCCUUCCCCUGUCCCUCGAGCUCUGUGGUCUGGUCUGUGCAUUGUGGCUUUCAAAUCCAUGUGUCCCAUAACGCCAUGUCCCCGUUGUGGUCUGUGACACCACCACUGUGCCCGGGUGUCUGGCCCAGCCAUGGUUGGGUGUGCAUCUGGCCUGUGACCCUGUGCCCACUUGUCCAUGUGCUUACUGUGAGCACUGUGCCUGUGUUUCAUGUUCUGUGUCAUGUGACCCUGUGCCCCGCCUUCCGGGGUGCCCAUGUGGCCAGGGUCCUCGGCCCUGUAGCCCUGGCCCAGUCCCAGUCCAGUGCCUUCCACCCAGCCCUGGCCUACCACAGCUGCCCCCUGGCCUCGGCCUGGCUUCACUGCAUUCCAGGGGCUGCAGCCCCCCGCUUCUCCCACCAUUGGCCUUAACUGGCCCUCGGGCCCUCCCUCCACACAGGACAGGGUGGCACCUGCCACUCUCAGGACCACCCUGCCAAGGCAGAAUAAACCGGAUCCUAUUGUUU
Cebus imitator (Panamanian white-faced capuchin) is the source of this 1221-nucleotide messenger RNA. RefSeq names its product tricarboxylate transport protein, mitochondrial-like. The coding region runs from base 1 to 624 and encodes 207 amino acids. Lineage: Eukaryota; Metazoa; Chordata; Mammalia; Primates; Cebidae. The record is from RefSeq and is a predicted model, not a curated record. The transcript is spliced from 2 exons. Gene Ontology annotation, biological process: mitochondrial citrate transmembrane transport.